This is a messenger RNA of Rhodofomes roseus, 741 nucleotides long. RefSeq lists its product as uncharacterized. Bases 1 to 741 code for a protein of 246 amino acids. NCBI's taxonomy places the organism in Eukaryota, Fungi, Basidiomycota, Agaricomycetes, Polyporales, Fomitopsidaceae. The transcript is spliced from 4 exons. The record is from RefSeq and is a predicted model, not a curated record.
AUGGUUGGCCCAUGGACUUAUGAAGACACGGGGAAGUACUAUCGCGAGGCCGUCAAGCGUCGGCCCAGUUUUAGCGGUAGACGGGAUAUGUUACAGUUCACCGACCGGCUGCCGUCCACGGACGACUGGACAUUACCGGUGCUCUUACAGUUGAACUGCACGUUGCGCGUGCUGUAUAAUGGGCCGUUCAACUGGGACGCUUUCAAGAAGAUCGUCAUGCAACAUAUCCUCACAGACGAUGUUCUUGAUGCGCUCAAAGCGCUGCCCGAGGACGAGCAGAUUCCGCACCUCGUGCAGCUAGUCCUUGACUGGGCUUGCUGGGACGCACCAAAGGAGGGCGCCUGGCCGCGGGAUCUCAGCAUGCGGCGUUACUUUGUCAAAUGGCGCAGGUGCGAGCCGUUCCACUUCGAGGCGGACACGCACACCGACGAGGACAUGGAGCGGGCGGCGGACCUUUUCCUCGACAUUUGGAUGGCAAACGAUCGACUGCACGCGGCAACCCCGGUACAAUUCGGCGAGGAGAAGGACUUCCCCGGCUUCACCGUGUACCGAGUGAGGGAUGAGGCUGUCACUGACGCGGAGCGGCUUGCAGCAGCGCAAUCGAAGGAGCUGUACCUGAACCUGCAAGCGCGAGGUUGGGCGCCUGAAAGGAUGGAUGAACCACUCCAAGUUGGAGCGUCGGUUGCGCGGCCUGCAAAACUGCCUCCGCCCGCGGGCGACAUCGUGGUGAGUUUCUCUUGA